Glycine soja is the source of this 2302-nucleotide messenger RNA. Its product is annotated as probable protein S-acyltransferase 7. Lineage: Eukaryota; Viridiplantae; Streptophyta; Magnoliopsida; Fabales; Fabaceae. The record is from RefSeq and is a predicted model, not a curated record. Bases 417 to 1727 code for a protein of 436 amino acids. Gene Ontology annotation, molecular function: protein-cysteine S-palmitoyltransferase activity. Gene Ontology annotation, cellular component: Golgi apparatus; endoplasmic reticulum. Gene Ontology annotation, biological process: peptidyl-L-cysteine S-palmitoylation; protein targeting to membrane. The transcript has 5 exons.
UGACAGUAAUUGUCCGAAAGGGUAGAAUCCCUUGCUAUUGCUAACCAAAAACCAGCUCACACACACAUCACAGCAACACAACAGUCACCGGAGCAGAGAGAGAUAAAAGAAGAAAAACAAAAAAGAAAAGAAAAAAAGAAAACCCUUGCUUGCAUUGCAUUGCACUGCAGCACCUCCUCCUUGUGCUCCCCAACCCACCCCCUCAUGCCUUGUCGCCGACCAGACCCGACCCGUUGAGCUCGCCGGAAACUUUGCCCAAAAGGGUCUCCGAAUUCGCCCAUGGCCCUCGAUUUCCGACCUUAGAGACCCUUCAAGGUUUCGCCUUUUCUUCUUCGCUUUUUCCCCCUUUUCGGGACCUCAAUUUCUGAAACCACUGCAACUGAGAAAGAUUUUCUGAUAACUCGUGUCUCGGCAACAUGUACGUGGUGCCUCCGCCGCAGCGCUCCGAGCCAGGGUCAGGAUCCGGUGAUUUGCGGGUCUACCAAGCUUGGAAGGGUAGCAAUAAAUUUUUUCUUCAAGGAAGGUUCAUAUUUGGACCAGAUGUGAGAUCACUGGCGCUGACAAUUAUUCUUAUUGUUGCUCCUGUUGCAGUUUUCUGUGUCUUUGUUGCCAGAAAACUGAUGGAUGCAUUUUCUGACCACUGGGGGAUAUCCAUAAUGGCUGUUGCUGUUGUGUUCACAGUUUAUGUCUUAGUUCUUCUUUUGUUAACAUCUGGCCGAGAUCCAGGCAUAAUUCCACGCAAUGCACAUCCUCCAGAGCCAGAAGGUUUGGAUAGUAAUCUAGAUGUUGGUGCUGGUCAGACUCCUCAAUUGCGGUUGCCUCGCUUUAAGGAGGUUGAGGUCAAUGGCAUCCCUGUUAAGGUCAAGUAUUGUGAUACUUGCAUGCUCUACAGGCCUCCUCGAUGCUCGCACUGCUCAAUCUGUAAUAACUGUGUGGAACGGUUUGAUCAUCACUGUCCUUGGGUUGGGCAGUGUAUUGGGCUGCGUAAUUAUCGGUUCUUCUUCAUGUUUGUCUUCUCAACUACGCUACUAUGUAUAUAUGUUUUUGCAUUUUGCUGGGUCUACAUUGUAAGAAUUAUGGCAUCAGAGGAGACAACAAUUUGGAAGGCAAUGAUAAAAACUCCAGCCUCCAUAGUGUUGAUAAUUUACACCUUUAUAUCAAUGUGGUUUGUAGGUGGCCUCACUGCCUUCCAUUUGUAUUUGAUAAGUACCAAUCAGACUACAUAUGAAAACUUCAGAUACCGAUAUGAUCGGCGAGCCAACCCAUAUAAUGAAGGAGUGUUGAAUAAUUUCAAAGAGAUAUUCUGCAUCAGCAUUCCCCUUUCAAAGAACAAUUUUAGGGCAAUGGUGCCAAGAGAACCAGCAUUACCUACUCGAUCAGUGGGUGGAGGCUUUAUGAACCAAAAUAUGGGAAAAGCUGGGGAGGACAUAGAGAUGGGCAGGAAAACAGUGUGGGACAUGGGUGCUGGGAUUGAUGAUACUGAAGCUCAAAUAAACAAUGAACGUGUGACUAUAAAGGAUGGUGAAUUGUCUCCAGAAAUUAGGACAACAGUAGAUGACUCGGACCGUGCUGGAAUGCAUCCUAGGCGAUCUAGCUGGGGAAGAAAGAGUGGAAGCUGGGAAAUGUCCCCUGAAGUUCUGGCUUUGGCAGCCAGGGUGGGGGAACCAAACCGUGUCGGUGGAGGUGGCAGCAGUAGUAGUUUGGCACACGAGAACCGUCAUGUAUAGCCAUUAUGCUUCAAACAGCAUGGUCAAAGGGACUUUGAAGAUUUGAUUUUAUGGUUAUGGUGAAAAAAUAUUACACUGUUCAUGUGGUAUUUCUACAGCAAAAUUAUGUGCAAUAUGGGGGUUGUAGGCAUUUGCAAGGUGUUUGUAAGUGUUUUUAAGGCAUUCUGCUUCUGAGAAGAAUUUGUUUGGUGUUAUGGGAGUGAGCUUUGCUUUGCUUGAUAUGUUGUAUUAUGUAAUUAAUUAGCCUUUGCACCCGUGGAAGUUGCUGCAGCUCUCUCUGGCUGAAUGCUAGUGACAUGGAGUAUUGGGAGUUUGUCCCGGAGGAAAUCAAUGGUGAAUCAAGCUGAAUUGUUCUUGCUAACUUACCUUUAUGCUUGAAUUAAACGUAGUUGGUGUGUUAGGGCGAGAAACUUAUUUAGAUGGAUUUGCCAUGACAAAAAUCUUUACUCUCUAUACCACUAGUGUUAUGUGCAUUCUACUUUUAAGUAGGAACAUUGCGUAUCAUGUAUAAUUCCCAUAAUCAUACUGUUUGUGUUACAAAACAACCAACCGUCUAAAAACUGAUUUUUUUUUUA